Molecule: messenger RNA, 1696 nt
Organism: Stereum hirsutum FP-91666 SS1
Lineage: Eukaryota; Fungi; Basidiomycota; Agaricomycetes; Russulales; Stereaceae
Exons: 2
Biological process (GO): 'de novo' NAD+ biosynthetic process from L-tryptophan
Cellular component (GO): cytoplasm
Molecular function (GO): metal ion binding; indoleamine 2,3-dioxygenase activity; heme binding
Source: RefSeq, a predicted model, not a curated record
ACGACUUCCAUCUCUCCCAAACAGCGCCAGUUGGGCCCAUGACAUCUAGCCAACAUAUCCUCGAACACGGCGUCUGUGACGGUGCACCAGCUAGUUAUGACGCCACGCCCGCCGCAGCGGAUUUCUCACAUAUAUUUAGCCAUGCAUUCCUACAUACCCAAACAUCUCUUCCAGCCACUCAACUGCCUCCCAAAUAUUCUCAAUGGGAGGACGCUUUAGCUCGUGCCCAGGAUCUUCCCUUGUCCGUACAGGACCAGUCAGCAGGUGCCGAAGCAUGGCGUCAGAACCUCAGAAAUAUGGAGCUCGUCUCGGUCGUACCUCUCAUUUCAGUGGAACCUUUGUCAGUACUCGCUCGCGCACGCCACGUCCUCACCUUCCUCCUGCACUUUUACGUCCAUUCUCUUCCAUCACCAACAUCGUCUUCCUCAGACAAGCCGCCACACGUCGUUAUUCCCGCAUCCCUCGCCACACCUCUUCUGGCAAUCUCCCGUGCCCUCGAUGCUCCGCCGGUGUUGACAUACGCAGACACAGAGACAUACAACUUCUCGAUGCGCUCGUACCUACUCGACGUCGAAGAAUUGUGCAUCAAGGCCGCAGGGGAACCAGUAUGGGCCGAGGACAUGUUCAUUCAAACGACGUUUACGGGCACGCAUGACGAAUCCCAUUUCUACCUCACGAGCCUGAACAUCGAAUUGGAGGGCGCCGCCGCACUCAAGAUCAUGCAAUCUAUCAUAUCCAUCAUAUCUUCCUCUCCGUCCUCAGAUUCUUCUUCCUCGCAUGAAGAUGCGCGUACUCUCGCCACCCUCCUUCGAACCCUCUCCACGCACAUUCACAACAUGGGCAUUAUCCUCGAUGGCGUCCGCGACCACUGCGAUCCUCGUACCUUCUACGACAUCGUCCGACCUUGGUUCGUCGGCUGCACCGCAACUCAAGGCUGGGUCUUUGAGCUAGCCGGCGACGAAGCGGAGAUACGGGCGCUAGUAGACGAGAAUCCCUGGAUCAAAGGCGGUUCGGGCAGGCUAUGGGAGGCGAGAGAGAUGGCGGGUAGUUCGGCGGCACAGAGUUCGAUCAUCCAAGCCUUGGACGUGUUCCUCGGUAUCGAAGGCUUGACGCACGAACUUUCAACGCCAUCUAGCCAGUCGUCUUGUUCUGCUGCUGAGACAAACUCGGAAGAGUCCGCGAAGCCCGUAGCAGCGAAGGUCAUGACGGCGAAUGGCUAUGCGGGACCUACUGGACCUGCACCUCCCGUGGCUACCGCGGGUGUGCAGAAGGCGAACGGGAAUUUUUUGAGGCGCAUGCGAGACUAUCUUCCUCUUUCCCAUCGACUCUUUUUGGAAGCGCUGGGAGAGCAGGUGAAGGGUCUUAGAUCAUGGGUGGCGGAUAGUGGUGUCACGGCGGAAGACGGGAAGGCGGUGGUAGAGGCCUAUAACGCAGCUGUCGAGAAGCUGAAGGAGUUCAGGACGAGACAUGUGAGAAUCGCGACGCUCUACAUCGUUAACCAGGAGCGAAGGCUGCGACAGGAGGAGGAAGCUGCUAGGUCAGGCCGUCCUGACCAAAACGGAUACCCUAAUGCAAUUGACAGCGCGACGACUGUGAUGGGCGGCGAGAAACCUGAGGUGGCGGAAGUGGGGAAGGUGAAAGGGACGGGCGGGACGAACUUGAUGCCUUUUCUGAAAGGGGUGAGGGACAGAACCGG